GUAGGUUCGUGGGUUCAGAUCGGUGGGUUUGUGUGCUCGUGGUUGGUUUGUGGGUUCGUGGUUGGUGGCUUGUGGGUGGUUUAUUCCAGAUUUGUGGGUUAGCUAGGGUCGGUGGGUUCGGUGGGUUGCUGCAGCUUGUGGGUUUGUGGGUGCGGUAGGUUCGGUUCGGUGUUGCGGCUAGGUGGUGGUAGGUUCGGUUCAGUGAUGCGACUGGGUGGUAGUGGGUGGUGGUUGGUUUCGGUGAUGCUGGGUGGUGGUGGUGGGUGGUUUCAGUGCUGCUGGGUGGUGCUAGUGGUGGUGGGUGGUUUAGUUUAAUUUGUUUUUUUUUUUGGAUUGGAUUAAUACUUAAAUAUAUGCCCUUAUUUUCAAUAACUAUGCUUAAGAUCUUUUGUCUACGAAUCCGCAAAACUACUCUUUGUUACGAGUAAUGCGAAGCGAAGGUAAUAUUAUUUUCUCUCUUAUUAUUUAUACUUUAUAUUGUUAAUAAUUCUAUUUUGAUCUAUAUCCUAUUAGUUUUUAAAAACUCUGAAUAUACCUUAAUGUUAGGAUUAUUAUGAAUCGAAGGAGUAUUGAAAGUCACAAAAGAUUGAAUUGUUGAAAAUAUGAACACUAGAAUAAUCCACGUGAUAACACAAGUGAAACUAUAAAAUAAAAAAUAAAAAAUAAAAAAUAAAAAAAUGAAACGGAUGAUAAAAAAGUUGGCGCUGAAAAUCUACUCAAAUAAACCCAAAUCCCAAAAUCCCCAUAAAUUGAGAAUUCCCUCCAAAACCCAAAUCUCAAAAUUUCGUAAAUCGCUCCAAUUUUUUCAAACGUUCAAAACCCAAAAAAAGACUCACUCUCUCACAAAACUUCCUCAGCACACCAACACCCCUUUUUCUAUUUAUAUUUCAAAUCUUCUUCCAUUCUUCCCUCUAUCUCCUCCCCAAUUCUCUCUCCUCCAUUCCCUCUUUCUCUCUCAUCGCCGCCUUCUUCUGCGAAAAUGUCUUCCACUAAAUCAUUCGUUUCUCUCAGCUCCGUCGUCAACGGCGGUGGUGUUGCUGGUUCUGCUAAUGUUGUUCCUGGUGAGAUUCAUGUUAUUGUGGGUCCCAUGUUUGCUGGAAAAUCUACUGCACUUCUUCGUCGUGUUAAAACUGAAAGUUCCAAUGGCAGGACUGUGGCGAUGAUUAAAUCAAGCAAGGAUACGAGGUAUGCGAAAGAUUCAGUUGUGACACAUGAUGGAGUGAGAUUCCCUUGUUGGGCUUUGCCUGAUCUCUCUUCUUUCCAAGAGAAAUUCGGAUUUGAUGCUUAUGAUAAGUUGGAUGUAAUUGGGAUAGACGAAGCGCAAUUCUUCGAUGACCUCUAUGACUUCUGCUGUAAGGCAGCUGAGAAAGAUGGGAAAACCAUUGUGAUUGCAGGGCUAGAUGGUGAUUACUUGAGGAGGAGCUUUGGAUCCGUGCUGGAUGUUAUACCACUUGCUGAUACUGUAACAAAGUUGACAGCGCGGUGUGAGAUGUGUGGGAAGCGGGCUUUCUUUACACUGCGGAAGGUAGGGGAGACACAGACAGAACUAAUUGGUGGAGCCGAGUCAUACAUGCCUGUUUGCCGCCAGCAUUAUGUAAAUGGGCAGGCAGUCAUUGGUGCCGUGCUCGAAACUAGCCACAUUAAGAAGGAUAUUACAGUUCCAGAAGUUCUGGAAGCAACAUGUGUUUCCUAAUCUGGUUAAGCAUCUUCAUAAGCACCCUUUGCUUCGAAGAGGGUGUGAAGGUGUGCUUCUACUAGCUAUCUCGGCUAUUACUGAUCUAGUAGAGUAUUCUUCAUAAUUUGGUGUAUAUAGUAGAAAAGUUACUUCUGUGUGGUUAUAAGUAGUUAGCAGUUCCAUCUUUCUUAAUCACAUUGCAUUUGCAGCUAAUGUUAUAUUGUGUAAUUAAGCCUUAUACUCCGUAUGUAGCUUUUGUCUCACUUUUUAAAUCACGUAGUCCUUAAUGUUCUCAUUAAGAUGAUAAUCCAAUUGCAGAAGUGCCCGUUUUACUUCUAAUAGUUAUAAAUAAUACUGAGUACUCUGUAUCUGUCUAUUGCUUUGCUCUUUCCUGUAAUGUACUUUUGCUUCUGU
Molecule: messenger RNA, 2089 nt
Organism: Chenopodium quinoa (quinoa)
Lineage: Eukaryota; Viridiplantae; Streptophyta; Magnoliopsida; Caryophyllales; Amaranthaceae
Product: thymidine kinase-like
Exons: 4
Coding region: 980-1693 (237 amino acids)
Biological process (GO): thymidine metabolic process
Molecular function (GO): ATP binding; thymidine kinase activity
Source: RefSeq, a predicted model, not a curated record